Molecule: messenger RNA, 1088 nt
Organism: Ceutorhynchus assimilis (cabbage seed weevil)
Lineage: Eukaryota; Metazoa; Arthropoda; Insecta; Coleoptera; Curculionidae
Source: the annotation of a GenBank genome assembly
AAGCGAGUCUUGGUGGCCUGCAGAUUGCAGAAUAGGACAUAAUGUUAUACAUUUUAAUUAGCAUGCCAUGUUUACGCGUACCGGCAACGUGAGCGGUGCUAAAAUAUGGGUCCAAGAGUCGUAUCACAAUGGGCGAUUUUGUGUCAGUGUGUUUUUGUUGUUUGCGCUAAAAUUUUUGAUGUGCAACCCGAUUUCGUAAAAACGUGCAUGAUUACAAAAACCAGAGAAGAAUUUGUGAACUGUUCCACACACGCUGUUCAAAUUCUAUUCAAUGAAAUACCAAAAGGCGUAGAGCACAUAGGUUUGCAAGUUUUGGAUCCUUUACAUGUUCCUUAUGUAAAAAUUCUUCAAGGAGGCGGUGGUCCAGUUACGGUAAAUGCCUCUCUAACAGAUGUAUCGGUAAUAGGCUUUGGAAACACAAAAAUUGUAUUAAACACCGUCGAUCCUGAUACAUAUGAUUUUUUUACUAAGCUACAUUUACCUCGAAUGAGAAUUGAUGGUAAUUAUGAGCUUCUCGGUAGAAUUUUGGUCAUACCUUUGAGGGGAAAAGGUGUUUGUUGGUUUGAUGCAAAGGACCUCGACAUAGCUGUAAAGUCUGAUGUUAAAAUGGAAACACGAGAUGGUUUUGAUUUCUUCAAAGUAACUGCUGUUCAUGUGAAAUUUACAAUUGGCGGCCUCAAACUUUAUAUGGGUAACUUAUUUGAUGGAAUCAAAGCUCUAGAGGACUCAACAAAUGCUUAUCUCAAUGCCAAUUGGCGUCCAGUUGCAGAAUCUUUGAAUCCAAUUUUAGCGAAAACCAUCGAAGACAUAAUGUUGGAAAUUUUACAAAAAGUAUUCGACAAUAUCCCUGCCAACUUCUUUAUUGGCGAUAUUGCGGACAAUGAUAAAAGACGAGGAAAAAAAUUACAAUAACACAAAGAUAUUAAAAACAAUAAGACUAUAAACACAAACAUCAUACUCAUGUACUUUGUAUAAUAAUUAUUACGAAUUCCUGUUAUGAAUUCGUAUAUACCUCUAAAGGCACUUCUGGCUUCUCAUUAGCAGACAUAAAUUCUCCCUAACGAUGAUCUCAACGUAAUCAAUUUUCG